Molecule: messenger RNA, 1305 nt
Organism: Sceloporus undulatus (fence lizard)
Lineage: Eukaryota; Metazoa; Chordata; Lepidosauria; Squamata; Phrynosomatidae
Gene: DHRS7B
Product: dehydrogenase/reductase 7B
Exons: 7
Coding region: 66-1157 (363 amino acids)
Cellular component (GO): membrane
Molecular function (GO): oxidoreductase activity
Source: RefSeq, a predicted model, not a curated record
UUUUUGGAUUUUGUUGCUGAUUGAAUAUUCUCCCUGUAGAAGAGUUUAGUCUCUAAAGCAACGAAAUGGAAUUCCUUCACCUGGCGCCAUGGUUAGCUGAGGCAAACCUUUCUCCAGACCCAAGAGUUCCAGGGUGUGGUAAGGCAAUUUCUCUGACUGUGGAUCCCGAGACUUGUAUCACUUGGGCCCAGCAGUUCACAAGGCGGAGUGGACAGAAAGCAAGACUUAUGGGUCUCACCUCCACAGUCGUUCUUCCGCUGCUUUUUGGUAGCCUGGGGGUCUUUGGUAUUUUCCGGCUGCUGCAGCGAAUGCGGGUGAAGGCCUAUCUCAAGGAUGCAGUGGUGGUCAUCACAGGAGCAACUUCAGGACUUGGGAAAGAGUGUGCCAAAGCUUUCCAUGCUGCUGGGUCAAAACUGGUCCUGUGUGGCAGGAAUGGGGAGAGGCUUCAGGAUCUUCUGCGGGAGCUCUCUUCCAGUGCUGACCACCCAAAGAAUCCCCAUAAACACCACACCGUGAUCUUUGACCUCUCAGACAUCAAAGCAGUAGUUAGUGCUGCCGAGGAGAUUUUGAAGAGUGUGGAUCACGUGGAUAUCUUGAUCAACAAUGCUGGGAUCAGUUACCGAGGCACCAUUGUGGAUACAGUGGUGGAGGUAGACCGAAAAGUGAUGGAAACCAACUACUUUGGCCCAAUUGCAUUGACCAAAGCGCUUCUCCCUUCCAUGAUCAAGAGGAGAAAAGGCCACAUUGUAGCUAUCAGCAGCGUUCAAGGCAAAUUUGUGAUUCCUUUCCGUUCUGCAUAUGCAGCCUCCAAGCAUGCCAUCCAAGCGUUUUUUGACUGCCUGCGAGCAGAAGUGGAGCAGUAUGGUAUUGAUGUGACCGUUGUGAGCCCUGGCUACAUUCAGACAAACCUGUCACUGAAUGCCAUAACAGCAGAUGGAUCUCAGUAUGGAGUGAUGGACAAGACCACCAGUGGAGGCAAGGCAGCUGCAGAGGUGGCCCAGGUGGUUCUCAAUGCCGUGGGAGAGAAGAGGAAGGAGGUGCUGGUGGCUGGCAUCCUACCUUCAUUGGUGGUGUACCUUCGAACGCUCUGCCCCAGGCUCUUCUUCACUAUUAUGGCCUCCAGAGCCCGAAAGGAGAGAAAAGCCAAGGAUUCCUAGCCUUGUUUGCAGUCUCACUUGUCAAAUUGUUAACUGCAAGCAAAAGCGAACCCGAGUAUUUGUACGGUUCUGUGGGAAGCAUGAACAUUUACAUUUUCCCCGGGUGAAGAGUUAUAUCCAGCUGGGCACCACCCAAAGAUCAGCUGUU